Messenger RNA from Silurus meridionalis, 869 nucleotides. Its product is annotated as transmembrane protein 251-like. NCBI's taxonomy places the organism in Eukaryota, Metazoa, Chordata, Actinopteri, Siluriformes, Siluridae. Bases 44 to 532 code for a protein of 162 amino acids. The transcript is spliced from 2 exons. The record is from RefSeq and is a predicted model, not a curated record.
CCAUCUGGAUAAAAACUCCACUGCAUCUCUCCUAAAUAUCUCCAUGCUUCUACCGACAGGAGCAUGGAAAAUGAUGAACUUUCGUCAGAGGAUGGGAUGGAUCGGAGUGGUCGCGUACCUGCUGCUUAGCCUCGCUGCACUUUAUUACAUGUUCGAAAUCAAUCAGACAUACAACCGUCUGGCGCUGGACCACGUGGAGAAGAGCUCUGGGACCCCCCCUCCCGCACCUGCAGACUACGCACCUGCAGACUACGCACCUGCAGACUACGCACCUGUAGACUCCACCCCUCCAUCCUCCUGGAUGCAGAGCGUGAAGUCUCGGCUCCUCCUGCUCCCCUUAUGGUUCAGGGCCUCCAUCUUCCUCCUCCUGUACCUGCAGGUCUUCUUCUUCCUCUACUCCUGCACCAGAACUGACCCCAAAACCGUGGGCUACUGCAUCCUGCCCAUCUGCCUCGCCCUUCACUGUAACAGACAUGCCUCCUUCCCCAAGGCCUCCAAUCAGAUCAGCAGGUUCCAGCUCAUCGACACGUGAUGUGGGCGGGGCUUCGGCGUUGCUCGUUCACCGGACCAAUAAAAAACACGGAACGAGUGACGAUUUCUAUGAUUUCUUCUCCCUACAGCUUUCUGUACAUCUUUCUACCUUUAUCUUCUUCUGGAAAUAAAUCUAUUCUCUAAAACCAUGAUGAUGAUGAUGAUGAUUUUCAAGAAAUAAAUCGAACGUAAAUCUUAUGUAAAAAAAUAUAUUGAUUCUAAUUAAUAAUUUCUAAAACAAUCUAUUACAUAAACAUGUAAAAAAUGAGAAAUCUAAAUAUUUUAUAAAAAUUAUUUUCUUUUUUUGACUAAAGAUGUAAAUAUUUUAUGUAAAGAUU